Molecule: messenger RNA, 252 nt
Organism: Auanema sp. JU1783
Lineage: Eukaryota; Metazoa; Nematoda; Chromadorea; Rhabditida; Rhabditidae
Source: the annotation of a GenBank genome assembly
AUGAAAAGCUUCUACAUUGUUGGUUUCUGUAUUUUUGCGAUCAUCGCAUAUGCUAAUGCUAUGAAUUUGGCUUACAAUGGACGACAAGUUAAUGAGCUUCAAAAGAUUUUUGGGGUUCAACCAUUUUCGGACUCUGAACGUCGUGCACGACUGAUUAGAUUCAUGCAACAGCCGUUAAACGAACAACAACAAAAGGCUCUCCUUAACGUUUGGAGCUCAUCACGCAGACAUCAAGGCGUAGUCCCUAUAUAA